UUGUAUCGAUUUAUUCAUUGACAAAUUGAUAUGUCAUGUUAUGUAUGUAUAUAGAACUGUUGUGUCAAUUCACCUAUUUUUUAACACUCGAACAUUCAUCAGGAGUAAUAGUAAUUAAAAAAUAUUAAAAUGGAUUUAAAUAGCAUACACAAUAAGAACGAGACUGAGUUGACGCGGGAGGAAAAAAUGAGACUGGAACAUAUAAAGAUGCACGAAUUGCAUCGAGGUCACGAAGCAAUGCAUGCAGAGAUGUUAUUUAUAUUAUUGGUAACUUUAAUAGUAGCCCAAAUUGCACUAGUUGAAUGGAAGAAAAGGCACUGCAGAUCAUAUCAGUUAGUUACAUUAGUAGCCAUGUGGAUUAUACCAUUAGGAAUUUGUAUACAAAAUCUUUGGUGGAGGUUCAUUUUUGUAUGGCUAGUAUUUUCGUGCAUAACUGGUCUUAUUAUGAGGAAAGCUUUACAGCAUCCAUUGCAGGGGAACACUCCAAGAUUGGUAUACAAGUGGUUCUAUUUUAUAUACAAACUUAGUUACGGUUUCGGUAUCGUUGGUUAUUUUGCAAUGCUUGCAGCUUUCUUUGGUUUAAAUUAUAUUUUCAACAUGAAACCACAAGUUUGGAUGGAUUUUGCUUUACUGUGUUUAUUUUAUGGACUAUAUUUUGGAGUAUUGGGAAGAGAUGUUGCUGAAAUAUGUGCUGAUAAAAUGGCAUCUCAUAUAGGGUAUUAUACACCAGGAAAAAUGCCAACUAGAACGUUAGACAAACAUGUGUGUGCUGUGUGUGGAAACAAACUUCUAGUUUCUGAAAACGAAGAAGGAGUUAUAGAAAACACUUAUAAACUUAGUUGUGAACACGAAUUUCACGAGUUUUGCAUCCGAGGUUGGUGCAUUGUAGGAAAGAAACAAAUUUGUCCUUACUGCAAAGAAAAAGUUGAUCUCAAGAAAAUGUUUUGCAAUCCAUGGGAACGACCACACGUUCUUUAUGGCCAGUUAUUAGAUUGGAUCAGGUGGUUGGUUGCAUGGCAGCCAUUAAUUUUGUUCCUAGUACGUGGUAUCAAUUGGGCCUUGGGCCUUGAGUAAGUAAAAUUGUUUUGAUAUGCAUCAAUGUAUCAUCAAAUCACCGCACGAUUCUCUUUUCUACUUUUGAAAAGCAUUGAGAUAAUUGAAAAACGACGGUACAUGUAUUAAAUUUAUAAUUUUGCGUUAUGCAGUAAUACUUACCAUUUACAUGAAAAAUAAAAUUAUCUUUUAGUGGCCUUCGUAAAAACAUUUCAAAAACAUUCACAUGUUUCAAGGGAACUUUCUGGGUAAAAAAAACCAUUCCAAUCUUUAUUUAAAAAACUAGACAACAAACCUCUAAAAUUUCACAUUGACCCAGAAAUACAGCAUUUUUUCGAUUUUCUGAAAAAAAUGUGUAUAAAAAAUUGUAAAACAUUAAAAAAAUAGUUUUUAAGGUUUCUUUUCUGGAAAAAAAACCUCAUGAAGAGAAAUCCGUUUUGAUUUUUAAUCUAUGUAAAACAGGUAAAGUAAAACUUUUAAAAAGUGUAUUUUUUACAAAUUCUGCACCAGAAGGUCCCCUUAAAUGGCUUUUUAUCGAAAACUGAACUUGUGUUGAAAACUUCGAAAUAUUAACUUUAAUGUAAACUGAUAAAAUGCAAAUUACUAUAUAUUAAUAUGUACGUUUACAUUUUUAAAAUAUAAAUAGAUUUUCCUAUUUAAAAAUUUUAUGUAAAUAAACAGUUUUUUAUCUGUA
Messenger RNA from Leptopilina heterotoma, 1747 nucleotides. RefSeq names its product RING finger protein 121. The record is from RefSeq and is a predicted model, not a curated record. Gene Ontology annotation, molecular function: ubiquitin protein ligase activity; metal ion binding. The transcript is spliced from 7 exons. Gene Ontology annotation, cellular component: endoplasmic reticulum membrane; Golgi membrane. Bases 130 to 1074 code for a protein of 314 amino acids. Lineage: Eukaryota; Metazoa; Arthropoda; Insecta; Hymenoptera; Figitidae.